Molecule: messenger RNA, 357 nt
Organism: Hibiscus syriacus
Lineage: Eukaryota; Viridiplantae; Streptophyta; Magnoliopsida; Malvales; Malvaceae
Product: putative per-hexamer repeat protein 5
Exons: 4
Source: RefSeq, a predicted model, not a curated record
AUGGGAAAUAAGAGUUGGGGAUUGGAGAGUGGAAGAGAAAGGGAAUACUGCACUGAAGAUAAUAAGGGUGGUGGGCGGGCUUACUUCCGGGGUCCGGGGUCCGGGGUCCGGGGGUCUGGGUCUGGGGUUCAGGGUCUGGGUUUCAGGUUCAGGGUUCAGGGUUCAGGGGUCCAGGGUCCAGGGUCAGGGUCAGGGUCCAGGGUCAGGGUCAGGGUCAGGGUCCAGGGUCAGGGUCCAGGGUCAGGUCAGGGUCAGGGUCAGGGUCCAGGGUCCAGGGUCCAGGGUCAGGGUCAGGGUCAGGGUCAGGGUUCAGGGUCAGGGUCAGGGUCAGGGUCAGGGUCAGGGUUCAGGGUCAGG